GUACGACGUCGUUUUCGAUGGCUAAAACCCUCCGCCAAAACCACCCCCAUAGCUUCCUUGCUGAGAUCUCUGUGAAGAAGAAGAAGAAGAAGAAGAAUGGGUGGUAAAGGCCCUCAGCUCUUUGCCCACAAACCGAAAAAAUCGAAGCUGAAGGCAUUUGUGGCUCCUCCUCCUCCGCCGCCGCCGCCUCCUCUACCACCGGAUUCGAAGGGGUUCUCCCGCAGCCGCUAUUGGGUUCUCGUACCACUCGUGUUGGCCCUCAAUUUCUCCAUUGGAGCCUAUGUUCUUGUGAAGACUACGUUAAGAGAUAAGAGAAUAUCAGAAGAGGAAAUACCCGAGGAACUUACUAGUUCUACAUCUACAUCUACAACGUAAGUUGUGCAAAUGGAUGCUAGAGGUGAAGAAGAAGGUGAAGCCUAUAGACCCUAGAGAUGCUGAAGAGAAAGUGCAUUCAUGAGGAGAAAGCCAUUCUGAAAUACUACUUCAUAUCAAAGAUCUCACGAAGACCGUUGAGUAGAUUUUCUAUUCACCAAUAAUCUCAUUGGUGGUGUUUACAUUUUGCAAUUUUGAAGUGAUACUUUGUUAUAUUGAGAUUGAUCUAAUAUUGUUUAGAUUCAUCUGUGGAAUGCCAUGGAUAAAAUUAAGAAACAAUCUUUAAUAUAGUUUUGACAUUUUUUUUUUGGUGGUA
This is a messenger RNA of Salvia miltiorrhiza (redroot sage), 688 nucleotides long. RefSeq names its product CASP-like protein 1D1. The transcript has 3 exons. The record is from RefSeq and is a predicted model, not a curated record. Bases 97 to 375 code for a protein of 92 amino acids. Lineage: Eukaryota; Viridiplantae; Streptophyta; Magnoliopsida; Lamiales; Lamiaceae.